This is a messenger RNA of Vanrija pseudolonga, 2024 nucleotides long. Its product is annotated as Carboxypeptidase S. Lineage: Eukaryota; Fungi; Basidiomycota; Tremellomycetes; Trichosporonales; Trichosporonaceae. Gene Ontology annotation, molecular function: metallocarboxypeptidase activity. The coding region runs from base 1 to 1797 and encodes 598 amino acids. The transcript is spliced from 5 exons. Gene Ontology annotation, cellular component: fungal-type vacuole lumen. The record is from RefSeq and is a predicted model, not a curated record.
AUGAGCGAGAAGAAGAACGACACGAGCGCGCUCCCUGCCCCGGUGGCGGCAGCGAGCGCGCAGCCGCCUGCCCCCGUGAAGCGGAGCACGCGCUUCGCCCGCGCGAUGGGGUACCUCCUGGUCGGGUACGUCGUGUUCUUGGCUGGCCGCGGUAUCUGGCACGAGGUCUCCGCUGGGGUAGGGCAUGCCGCGCCCGCCGUGGCUGGAGGGUGUGUUCAGCCCGAGGCGCUGUUACCGUCUUUCGACGUGUCGACGGUGUGGGGCGCGAAGGAGCGUAUCGUCGAGGUUCGCGCGCUCACCCGCCGCUUCCAGUGGCACCAAGCCGCCAUCCGCAUCCCCACCGAGUCGUGGGACGACAUGGGCGCGCCCGGCACCGACCCCCGCUGGGACGUGUUCGCGCAAUACCACGCGUACCUGGAGAAGUCUUAUCCGCUCGUGCACAAGCACCUCGUCAAGACGACGAUCGAUACUUGGGGCCUUGUGUACGAGUGGGUCGGGAGCGACGCGGGCAAGCGGCCGCUGUUUAUCACCGGGCACCAGGACGUCGUCCCUGUCCUCCCCGACACCGUGUACCAGUGGGAGCAGCCGCCCUACUCCGGCGCAUACGACGGCACGUGGAUCUGGGGCCGCGGCGCGUCCGACGACAAGAGCACGACGACGGCCGUGCUCGCCGCGAUCGAGCUGCUCCUCGAGAGCGGCGAGUUUGCGCCCUCGCGCACGGUGGUGCUCGCGUUCGGGCACGACGAGGAGCGCGGCGGGCUGCGCGGCGCCAAGGGCAUCCGUGAUUACCUGCUCAACAAGUACGGCCGCCAGCCGUUCGCCCUCCUCGUCGACGAGGGCAGCGGGCUCAGCGCCGCCUGGGACCGCACGUUCGGCCUGCCCGGCGUCGCGGAGAAGGGCAAGUUCGACCUCAACCUCACCGUCUCGACGCUGGGCGGGCACUCGUCCGUGCCCCCGCCGCACACCGGUAUCGGGCUGUCCGCGCUGCUCAUCGCGCAGCUCGAGAAGAACCCCUACGCGCCGACCCUUGGGCCCCAGGCGCCAGUGUACGGAUACCUCCAGUGCGCGGCGGCGCAUGCGCCCGGGAUCCCUGCCAAGCUGAAGCGUACCGUUGUGGCCGCGGCCAGCGGGUGCAAGAAGGCGGCGAGGGCGCUGCCCGAGCUCAUUAUCGCCACGGGGCUCGGUGGGCCGGGCCGCGCCGGCGCGGGGCAGGGCAGCGCCGAGCGCGCGCUCAUCUCUACCACGCAAGCGGUGGACAUUAUCAACGGCGGGGUCAAGGUCAACGCGCUGCCAGAGCUCGUCACGACGAUCGUGAACCACCGCCUCGAUAUCUCAAGCAGCAUCGCCGAGCUGAAGGGCAAGAUCUGGGACACGCUCGUCCCGACCGCCGCGGAGCUGGGUCUGGCCGUGGAGGGCUUCGGCAGGUCGUACGCGCCCGAGCAUGCCCGCGGGACAGUCUACCUCGAGUCGAGCCGCUUCAGCGAGGACCUCGAGCCGGCGCCGAUCAGCGACACGUCGGACAGCAGCCUUGCGUGGGCCGUGUUCGCUGGCACCGCGCGCGGGCUGUGGGCUUCGCGCAAGGAGGUCUCCGACGGGAAGGCCAUGGUGCCCCUUGCUGCCGAGGACGAGCUCAUCAUGGCGCCGUUCAUGACCACCGGCAACACGGACACUGCGAGGUACUGGGACCUCGCGCGCGACAUUUACCGCUGGCGAUAUGUGCUCAACACGGAGCACCAGGGUGGCCACACUAUCAAUGAGCGCAUCGGCGCCGACGCGCUCGUCGAGUUUACGCGGUAAGCCUAGCUUUGAGUGUCACGCCGCCGGCGCGCUAACCAGUGCAGUUUCUUCCAAGCGCUGAUCCUCAACGUCGACGCUUCGGCGCUUUAACCCUUUGUGGUGGUGUUUGAUCUGCGCCGUAACGCGCAACGCUGGCUGCAUGUCUGCCUGGGAGCGUGUGAUUGAACAAACUUGCGGCAACGAUAAAGAUAGCUGGACAUGUGGUGGUGGAAUGCAUCCCAAAGCAC